This is a messenger RNA of Seriola aureovittata, 3341 nucleotides long. It is a transcript of the gene mgat5b, whose product is annotated as alpha-1,6-mannosylglycoprotein 6-beta-N-acetylglucosaminyltransferase B. The transcript has 18 exons. Gene Ontology annotation, molecular function: alpha-1,6-mannosylglycoprotein 6-beta-N-acetylglucosaminyltransferase activity. Gene Ontology annotation, cellular component: Golgi apparatus. The record is from RefSeq and is a predicted model, not a curated record. Gene Ontology annotation, biological process: protein N-linked glycosylation. NCBI's taxonomy places the organism in Eukaryota, Metazoa, Chordata, Actinopteri, Carangiformes, Carangidae. The coding region runs from base 379 to 2760 and encodes 793 amino acids.
GAGAAGAGAGAGUCCGUCAGUGCUCCGUCCACUCGGAGUAAUUCAAGAACUCAGCUCUCCGUUUCCAAGACAGUCAACCGUAUCAGCGAUACAGUGAAAGCCGAUUAAAGGACAGUCUUCAAAUAGUUUUUUUCCCCCUUGUUUGUUCCUCUGCAGAAUCGGACUAACCGAGCCGCCGCUGCAGGACGCACCGGCGAGGUGCCAGCUGAAGUUGUUCACAGCUCAGCACGGGCAGCAGUCGGGGCUGGGAAGUUGCUCCCUCCAUCGCACCCUCAUCCAAUCUUAGGGACUCUGGCUGAAAGUUAUGCUUCUGACGCUGGUUGUAGCACAGACUUGCACAAUGAUAAGGAGACCCGGAGCUUUCUACGUGUGUGGAAAAUGAUCGCAACCAGCAGCGACCUUUCCAUUAUGGUGAGGAGAUGUCUUCUCACUUUCAAACCAUUCAGGAUCUUUGUGGUGGGGAUUGGCUUCUUCAGCCUGUGCUUUCUAAUGACCUCUCUCGGGGGCCAGCUCUCGGCCAAGCGACCCGGAGAUUCCCCCUUCACCGUUCGAGCAGAAGUACUUGGCGGCCAAGAGUCUCGUGGGGUGCUGAGAAAAAUCAGCGACAUGCUGGAAGUCAUUAUGAAGAGGAUGGACACUCUGUCUAAACUGGGUAACACUACAGACACCCACAGGCUGGAUGAGCUCAGCUCUGCACUGGACAGGAUUCAGCCUAUAGGGCUAGUGGAGCGCAUCCAGGCCAUAGCCCAGAACAUGUCUGACAUGGCAGUGAGGGUGGAGCAGAUCCUGCAGCGCAGCAUGGCUAGCAACAGAGGUAGGGACGGAACAUUAGGACAAUGUGAGAUUCCUAAAGAUCCCCGUUAUCCAGACUGUCCCAGCAAGAUGGAUUGGAUGCGAGCUCGUUGGACAUCAGACCCUUGCUAUGCCUUUUAUGGUGUGGAUGGCUCCGACUGCUCCUUCCUCAUCUACCUGAGCGAAGUUGAGUGGUUCUGCCCCCCACUGGCCUGGAGGAACCAGACUGUUACACCCACCUUGAAGCCUCUACCCAAGAGACAGGCUGUUUUCCAGUCUGACAUCGGGACUCUGCUGGAGCAGGUGGGCACCGGGAAGGAAUCACUGAGCUUCAUGAAGAGACGCAUACGCAGGCUGGCAGCGCAGUGGGCCUCUGCUGCUAGACGGCUGGAUGACAAGCUCCGCAACCUCUGGAGAGAGCAAAAAAGGAUUCUCGUCCAUGUGGGCUUUUUGACUGAGGAGUCUGGAGAUGUCUUCAGUCCCAAGGUGCUGAAGGGGGGUCCUUUGGGUGAGAUGGUGCAAUGGGCCGACAUCCUCACAGUGCUCCAUGUGCUCGGGCACAACCUCAAGAUUUCGUUUUCUCUCAAGGAACUGCACGGGUUUUUGGGUGUCCCUCCAGGAAGAGGAAGCUGCCCUUUGACAGGACCUCUGCCCUUUGACCUUAUCUACACCGACUACCAUGGCCUGCAGCAAAUGAAGCAGCACAUGGGUCUGUCACUGAGGAAGCACAAGUGCCACAUCCGAGUGAUUGACACCUUCGGCACUGAGCCUGCAUACAACCACGAGGAGUACGCCACUCUGCACGGCUACAGAACGAACUGGGGCUACUGGAACCUUCACGGCCAACAGUACAUGACCAUGUUCCCCCACACUCCAGACAACUCUUUUAUGGGUUUUGUGGCAGAGGAGCUGAAUGAGACGGAGAGACUGAACAUUCAGAGGAACAAGGUUAACAAUAUGGCGGUUGUGUAUGGCAAAGAAGCCAGCAUGUGGAAGCUUCAAGGUAAGGAAAAGUUCCUGGCCAUUCUGCAUCGCUACAUGGAGAUCCACGGGACAGUGUACUAUGAGACACAGCGUCCACCAGAGGUGCCUGCCUUUGUCAAGAACCAUGGUCUGCUGCCUCAGCAGGAGCUGCAGCAGCUCCUUAGAAAGGCUAAGCUUUUCAUUGGAUUUGGUUUUCCAUAUGAAGGUCCCGCCCCUUUGGAGGCCAUAGCCAAUGGCUGCAUCUUCCUACAACCCAAGUUUAAUCCCCCUCACAGCUCUCUCAAUCAUAACUUCUUCAGAGGGAAGCCCACCUCCAGGAAGGUGUCCUCCCAGCAUCCCUAUGCAGAGCAGUAUAUUGGCAGGCCUCAUGUCAUCACAAUCGACUUCAAUAACUCUGAAGAGUUUGAUGCGACCAUUCGUGAGAUCAUGAGGAUCAAUGUGGAGCCAUUCCUGCCCUAUGAGUACACCUGUGAGGGGAUGCUUGAAAGAGUUCAUGCCUACAUUCAGAACCAGGACUUUUGCUCUCCUCAAGCUCAGUUUCCUCCAGUAAACUUGUCUAGGACGUGGCUGGGCAGCCCUCCCAGCCCUUUCAUCCUCCUGCCCAACUCUAGCUUCCUAACCUGGGCGUCCAACGGCAGCUCCUACACAUCCUGGCCUCCACUCAGUGCGCUGAGGCUUUUGGCUUCGCUGGAGGGUCAAUCAUGUGUGAAAGCGUGUCAGAGUGCAGGACUAAUCUGCGAACCCGCCCUGUAUCGUUUCAUCAACAUUAAGGAGGCCUUCAGCGCGCUGGACUUCCAGUGUGAGGGACUGGAGUCAGAGAUGAACCACCUCUUCCCUGCCUUCUCAGCAGAACAUGCUGAAUGUGGCCUGCAGCAGGAUCCGCUGCUGUUCAGCUGCGCUGGCUCCAGUGCCAAAUACCAGCGCCUAUGCCCCUGCAGGGACUAUCGUAUCGGCCAGGUGGCAUUGUGCAGGGACUGCCUAUGACCACAGGAGCUCCUGGUGGACGGAGACGCUUUUCUAAUUCUUGGCGAGGUCCAGGAUGACCCAGGAGAUGCUCCUCUCUGACAAGAGGAAAAUACGGUAAAAAGCUGUAAUGACUGAAAAAAUAAUGACUCUUUUCCCUUACCUCUGACCCAGGACUGGCCGCCAAAGUAGGUAAAGUGGUAAUAACCUCUCAGGGAACUGCAUGAUUGUACUUUGAAUCUGGUGGGUUUGAAACCUCAGUUUAAAGGUUCACAUGGCACCACAGUGACUACAGAAGUCAUGAUGAAAUGUGUCAUUUGAUGGAUCAGUUAGUUUAGUAAAGAAAUCAUGAGCAAUCAAAAGGAAAGAGUGAUCACAAAAAAAUGUUGCUAAUGCUUGAAUUUCAUAAGUGUGUUUUUCAGUGUUGUGUGAAUAGCUACAGUAUCUUAGUGGAGUUUGGAUAUUUGUACUAGUUGCACCGAAAGCCAUUUACAGCGUGCUGAGAUGUACUAUUUUACAUGUCCUGUAAUGAAUAUAUUUGUACAUAAGUGUUGUUUAAUAAAAUUCAGGGGAAAAACAUGUUGCCAUUAUUUAUAAGAUUA